AUGUCGAACCCGUCGACCAACCCCCAAUACUCUUCCUCUGCAGGCGAUGCGCCUCAUAUUGGAACCCACAUCCCUUCAAGUGGCAUCGGGUCUGAGAAGCAUGAUGCCAUUGACGAGAAGAACCCCGAGGGAACUCCUCUCGACGAUGAGGAGGACGAGGACAUUGAUCAAUUGAUUGAUGACCUUGAAUCCCAGGACGGACAUGAAGAGAUCGAAGAUGACAACGACGCCGUUCCCGGCUCCAGCGCUCGCCCCGUUCCCGAGGACCUGCUUCAGACUGACACCCGCACCGGUCUUACCUCUGCUGAGGUUGACCAGCGCCGCAAGAAGUACGGUCUCAACCAGAUGAAGGAGGAGAAGGAGAAUCUCAUCCUCAAGUUUUUGAUGUACUUCGUUGGUCCCAUCCAGUUCGUCAUGGAGGCUGCUGCUAUUCUUGCUGCCGGUCUUGAGGAUUGGGUCGACUUUGGUGUUAUCUGUGCUCUUCUUUUGCUCAACGCUUGUGUUGGUUUCGUUCAGGAAUUCCAGGCUGGUUCUAUCGUCGAGGAGUUGAAAAAGACUCUCGCUCUUAAGGCUGUUGUUCUCCGUGAUGGUCGUCUCUUCGAGAUUGAGGCUCCUCAGGUCGUCCCCGGUGAUAUUCUCCAGGUUGAGGAGGGUACCAUUAUCCCCGCUGAUGGUCGCAUUGUUACCGAUGACGCGUUCCUCCAAGUUGAUCAGUCUGCCAUCACUGGUGAAUCUCUCGCUGUCGACAAGCACAAGGGUGACCAAUGUUACGCGUCUUCCGCUAUCAAGCGUGGUGAGGCCUUCAUGGUCGUUACUGCCACUGGUGACAACACUUUCGUCGGUCGCGCUGCUGCCCUUGUCUCUGCUGCUUCUGCCGGAUCUGGUCAUUUCACUGAGGUUCUCAACGGUAUCGGUACUGUUCUCUUGGUUCUUGUUAUCUUCACUCUCCUUGUCGUCUGGGUUUCAUCUUUCUACCGCUCCAACGGAAUCGUUCACAUCUUGGAAUUCACCCUCGCCAUUACCAUCAUCGGUGUCCCAGUCGGUCUUCCCGCUGUCGUUACCACCACCAUGGCUGUCGGUGCCGCCUACCUUGCCAAGAAGCAGGCUAUUGUCCAGAAGCUUUCCGCCAUUGAGUCCCUUGCUGGUGUCGAGAUUCUUUGCUCUGACAAGACCGGUACUCUCACCAAGAACAAGCUCUCUCUUGCUGAGCCCUACACUGUUGAGGGUGUUGAGGCCGAUGAUCUCAUGCUUACCGCUUGUUUGGCCGCUUCCCGCAAGAAGAAGGGUUUGGACGCCAUUGACAAGGCCUUCUUGAAGUCUCUCCGUUUCUACCCCCGUGCCAAGAACGUCCUCUCCCGCUACAGAGUCCUUGAGUUCCACCCCUUCGACCCCGUCUCAAAGAAGGUUACCGCUGUUGUCGAGUCUCCCCAGGGUGAGCGCAUUGUCUGUGUCAAGGGUGCCCCUCUUUUCGUUCUCCGCACUGUCGAGGAAGACCACCCCAUUCCCGAGGAAAUUGCCAACGACUACAAGAACAAGGUUGCCGAAUUCGCUACCCGUGGUUUCCGUUCCCUUGGUGUUGCCCGCAAGCGUGGUGAAGGUCACUGGGAGAUUCUCGGAAUUAUGCCUUGCUCUGACCCCCCUCGUCACGAUACCGCUAAGACUGUCCACGAAGCCAAGACUCUCGGUCUCUCGAUUAAGAUGUUGACUGGUGACGCCGUCGGUAUUGCCCGUGAAACUUCUCGCCAGCUCGGUCUUGGUACCAACAUCUACAACGCUGAACGUCUUGGUCUUUCUGGUGGUGGUGACAUGCCCGGUUCUGAGGUCUACGAUUUCGUUGAGGCUGCCGAUGGUUUCGCUGAGGUCUUCCCCCAACACAAGUACAACGUCGUCGAGAUUCUCCAACAGCGUGGUUACCUUGUUGCUAUGACUGGUGAUGGUGUUAACGAUGCCCCCUCGCUCAAGAAGGCUGAUACCGGUAUUGCCGUCGAAGGUGCUUCCGAUGCUGCCCGUUCUGCUGCCGAUAUCGUCUUCUUGGCUCCUGGUCUCUCUGCCAUCAUUGACGCCCUCAAGACUUCCCGCCAGAUUUUCCACCGCAUGUACGCCUACGUUGUCUACCGUAUUGCCUUGUCUCUUCACUUGGAAAUCUUCUUGGGUCUCUGGAUCGCCAUUCUCAACGAGUCUCUCAACUUGAACCUUGUCGUCUUCAUUGCCAUUUUCGCUGAUAUCGCUACCCUUGCCAUCGCCUACGACAACGCUCCCUUCUCCAAGACUCCCGUCAAGUGGAACCUCCCCCGUCUUUGGGGAAUGUCUAUCCUUCUCGGAAUCGUUCUUGCUAUCGGUACCUGGAUUGCCCUCACCACCAUGCUUGCCCACGGAAGCGCCGAUGGUGGUAUUGCCCAGAACUUCGGUAACCGUGACGAGGUCUUGUUCUUGGAGAUCUCCCUCACUGAGAACUGGCUCAUUUUCAUCACCCGUGCGAACGGCCCCUUCUGGAGCUCCAUCCCCUCAUGGCAGUUGUCUGGCGCCAUCUUGGUCGUCGAUAUCAUUGCCACCCUUUUCACUAUUUUCGGUUGGUUCGAGGGUAACGAGCAGACUUCCAUCGUUGCUGUCGUCCGUAUCUGGAUCUUUUCUUUCGGUAUCUUCUGUGUCAUGGGUGGAGUCUACUACCUUCUCCAGGACUCUGUCUCAUUCGACAACCUCAUGCACGGAAAGACCCCCAAGAAGGACGCUAAGAAGCGAUCUCUUGAGGAUUUCGUCGUUUCUCUCCAGCGUGUCUCUACACAGCACGAGAAGAGCUCAUAA
This is a messenger RNA of Morchella importuna, 2802 nucleotides long. RefSeq lists its product as uncharacterized. Bases 1 to 2802 code for a protein of 933 amino acids. Gene Ontology annotation, molecular function: ATP hydrolysis activity; P-type proton-exporting transporter activity; ATP binding. The transcript is spliced from 4 exons. Gene Ontology annotation, biological process: proton export across plasma membrane; regulation of intracellular pH. Gene Ontology annotation, cellular component: plasma membrane. The record is from RefSeq and is a predicted model, not a curated record. Lineage: Eukaryota; Fungi; Ascomycota; Pezizomycetes; Pezizales; Morchellaceae.